Messenger RNA from Trichoderma asperellum CBS 433.97, 4291 nucleotides. RefSeq lists its product as uncharacterized. The record is from RefSeq and is a predicted model, not a curated record. NCBI's taxonomy places the organism in Eukaryota, Fungi, Ascomycota, Sordariomycetes, Hypocreales, Hypocreaceae. Gene Ontology annotation, molecular function: ATP binding; ABC-type transporter activity; ATP hydrolysis activity. Gene Ontology annotation, biological process: transmembrane transport. Gene Ontology annotation, cellular component: membrane.
ACGGAAUUUAAAAAAUGGAGCUAAAUAUUAGCAUUCAACUUCUCUACUCGCUUACCUUGGUAACUUCGCUUGCGUUCAUUGUUUUUGGCUUCCAUCGAUUAUGGGCUCUGCGUUAUGAGUUAGUGAAGGUAGAGCCGAAUUGGCUCGGUGUUAUUAAACCCUUUGUAGCUUCGGCGCUUCCAUUGCUGCUGCUCAACGAUUUGGUGUACGAUUUGAUAGAUGGAAAUAUAGAAUGGCUGAGAAUCGCGUCAUGUAGUGCAUCUUUGACUGCAUCAGUCGGCUUGGUCUGGUUGACGAUUACUGAGCAUAAGCGGUCCAUCCGCCCUUCAAGAUUAAAUGAGCUCUACUUGCUGCUAAUGUGUACUUGGGACGUUUUCGCGUUGACGUAUGAUGGCCUCUUUCAUGAUCAAAAUGGCUCUAAAGGCAGCAUAGGCCUCAAGCUCGCGACUCGACUUGCGAUACUGGCCCUCGAGUGCCAAGAAAAGACAUCCAUCUUGAAACCGAAAUAUCGUCAAGAUUCGCCCGAAGAAACGGCCGGAUUGUUAAGCUCUCUUUUAUUUUGGUGGCUGAAUGGGCUGUUGAGUCGUGGCAAUAGGAGCAUACUGCGCAGCAGCCAUCUUCCUGGCCUGGGGAAGAAGAUGAAAGCUGAGAAUCUGCAUCGCGGUAUUCUCUUAUGCUGGGAUCGCAGAGCAAAACCAGAGACAGUCUUGACGCUGCCAAAAGUCUUGUUACAGUGUCUCACAGGACCAUUUGUAGUAGCGAUAUUUCCACGCUUAAGUCUUCUGAUUUUAACAUCUAGUCAGCCGAUUUUAAUCGAACAGGCCGUUCGCUUUGUCCAGGGAUAUACAAUUGGAGACAGCGACCAUGGAGGAUAUUGGCUAAUUGUAGCUGCUGCCGUCGUCUACUUGGGCCAGACUUUUUCAGCCUCAAUGUACUACCAUCGCCUCAAUAAGCUUGAGCUUAUGAUACGUGGAUCCCUUACGACCUUAAUCUACAACAAAGCCCUGACCAUUGAAUCAAACGUCUCCGAUACGGGCAAAGUAAUAACGAUUAUGAGCACAGAUAUUGAUGGUGCGGCAGAAGCAGGAAAAAUGCUGCAUGAGGCCUGGGCAAAGUUCUUUGAGCUUGUGAUCGGUGUAGUACUUUUGGUCCGAGAAAUCAAAUGGCUUGCUCCGCUUCCCUUUGUCAUAAUUAUUUUCUGUUCUCAGAUCAGCCGUUAUGUGGCGCAGAAUAUUCGAUCCAGACAAAAGGGUUGGAGUAUGGCUACCCAGCGGCGGAUAUCCGCCUUGAGUUCAAUUCUCAUGUCUAUGAAAAGCGUCAAAGCACUGGGGGUAUCAGACGCCAUGACGAAAUAUGUCGACAAUCUCAGGCAAGAUGAAAUUAAGAGCGCCAACAGCGUCCGUUAUAUGAAUGCUGUGUAUAAUGCAAGCGCAAAUGCGCUUGGGAUCUUUGCACCUGCACUUACUUUAGUGGUAUUUGCUCUCGUGGCUCGCUUACAAGGUUCCCAGAUGGAUGUUAGCACCGCUUUCACGACUGUUGCUAUUUUAGCACUCGUAACAGAGCCCGCAAACAUGAUUAUGACGAUUGUGCCUAAAGCGUUUGCAACUUCGGCCAAUUUCGAGAGAAUACAAGCUUACCUACUUGAACCAUCUCGAAAAGACAAGCGUCAGGUCAGUUCUCGGCUGUCAGAUAUGCCGAGCACAGGCGUGACGGAAGCUGCCGUUGAUAUUGAUGGAGUAACGAUAGAGUCACCAUCAUCAAACAAGGUCCUUUUGCAGGAUAUCAAGCUGAUACUUCACCGAGGUUCCACAACUGCCUGCUCUGGUGCCGUUGGUAGCGGUAAAUCGAUACUUGCAAAGGCAAUAUUAGGUGAAAUUGCCCCUUCUGAGGGCAAGAUUACAAUUACAUUUGCAUCGAUUGGCUUUUGCGAUCAGCAAGCUUGGCUACCUACAGGAACAGUCAAGCAAAUUAUAUGUGGAUUUUCUAUGGCUAUUGACGGCGAGAGAUAUGAAGCUGCCAUCCAUGCUUGUUGCCUUGACCAUGAUCUACGCACGUUUCCUAAUGGUGACAGCACUAUUGUUGGCAGUCGUGGAAUCAAUCUUUCUGGUGGACAAAGGCAGAGACUAGCACUGGCGCGCUUAGUAUACUCUCUCCACGAUAUCGUGGUGCUAGAUGAUCCGUUUAGCGCAUUGGAUGGCAAUACGGAGAAUGCGGUUGUAGACAAUUUGCUUGGGCCGAACGGCUGGUUCAAGAAGAGAAAUACGGCUGUGUUUUUGGUCACAAACUCUGCGCAACAUUUCCACAUUGCAGACGAAAUUCUGGUUCUCGAAAAGGGUCGCAUUAUAUCUCGGGGCUCGUGGGAUGAACUGAAGACUACUUUGUCUAACUUGUCCAAAUUUACAUUUGCGCAGACAGACAAGAGGCCAGAAGCGAUUCCACGAGCUGCUAGAUUGAUACCACAGACUAGUACUGAGGCAGAGAAUGACCUCUAUCGGAAAACGGGCGACUUCUCUCUUUACUCGUACUAUCUAAAAUCCGCUGGCUUCAGGAACGUGGCCCUAUUACUUGGGCUUACGAUGGUUUAUUCCUUCUCCAUUACCUACCCUCAGUAUUGGGUCAAAUCUUGGACAGAAGGCUCUCCAAGUGAUUCAACGUAUUACAUGAUUGGCUACGUCCUGUUAGCUGUGACUGCUUGGACAACGACUAAUGGAAUGAUGCUGUCCACAUUAUUUUUGAUAGCUACGACAUCUGGGGAAGUGCUGCACCGAUCUCUCCUUGGGACUAUUUUUGGCGCUCCGCUGCUGUUAUUUUCCACAACAGAUGUUGGUGUUACAAUUAAUAGAUUCAGUCAAGAUAUUUCCUACGUGGACAGACAACUACCAUUGACUCUGUCAUCCAUGUUCGUUCAAACGUUCAAAAUGGCAAAUCAACUGGCUGUGAUUAUGAUUGUUCAGAAAGGACUAGCCCUUUCUCUCCCUGUUUGCAUCGUUGCUGUCUAUUUCGUACAGAAGAUAUAUCUCAGGACAUCACGCCAGCUGCGUGUCUUGGAACUUGAAAACCAAGCGACUCUCUUCCAAUGGUUUUUAGAGACCGUAGAGGGCGUUGUCACUAUACGGUCUUUUGGCUGGUCUUCUGCAGCCGAAGAGAAGAGCUUUGAAGUGCUUAACUGGUCACUUCAGCCUCGCUAUGCUCUCAUGUGUGUCCAGCGAUGGCUGAGUCUAGUGCUUAAUUUGAUUGUCAGCGGAAUUGCUAUUGGCUUAAUUGCUCUCGCUGUGAAAUUUAAGGGGACGACCACUGGUGGAGAUAUCGGUGCAGCUCUCAAUUUGAUCAUGGUUACUAAUACGACGCUGGUAAAACUGGUAGAGUACUGGGCGUCCCUGGAGGUGUCCUUGGGUGCAAUUGCACGACUCAGAAAUGUGGAAUUGUACACCCCUCGAGAAGACUUACCUGAGGAAGAUCUUGUGACAUAUGCCGGGUGGCCGACCAAGGGAGAAGCUUACAUAGCAGAUCUUGACGCGGGUUAUAGCUCGGAUCAUCAAAUUUUACACAAAGUCAACCUCGAUAUUUACGAGGGCCAAAAGCUCGUCAUUUGUGGUCGAACUGGCAGUGGCAAAAGUACUAUUCUUGCCGCUUUGCUGCACUUAAUUGAUUGCAAUGGGAUUAUCAGGGUGGAUGGGCAAGACUUGCUUCGCACUCCUAGGUCAAUUAUCCGCAAACGGUGUUUCAUAACCAUUUCUCAGGAGGCAUUCAUAAUACCUCAGGCUACGUUACGCUUCAACUUGGAUCCUGAUUCCACUGUUACCGAUGAGGUCCUUCAGACGGCCUUGCAGAAAGUUGGCAUUUGGUCGCUGCUUUGCAGCGGGGCUGGUGCACCAGCAGACGUGCUAAACGCCGAGUUUUCAUCAUUGCCCGUGCUGUCUGUGGGACAACAACAGCUACUCGCUAUGGCUCGUGCCAUUAUUCGAAAGCAUGCCUUAGCAGUACCGGAUUAUCCUGGAAAUGAUGCACCGAAACCGAUCCUCCUUCUGGACGAGGCCACUUCAUCGCUCGAUUCGAUGACUGAAGCAGCCGUUUACGAUGUAUUAGAAAGUGAAUUUAUCCAAGAAGGAUAUACAGCUGUCAUUGUGGCUCAUAAAUUGAGUGUAGUUGCUGGCAGGAUGAGGCCAGAGAAAGAUAGAGUAGCUUGGGUUGAGGAUGGAAGGAUUGUAAAGGUUGGCGAGUAUGAAGAAAUAAUGCGGUUUGCAGAUACAGAAUAGGCAUAUAGUAGUCAUUAUUGGCUUUAAUACAUUGU